Messenger RNA from Penicillium expansum, 2424 nucleotides. Its product is annotated as Short-chain dehydrogenase/reductase SDR. Gene Ontology annotation, biological process: transmembrane transport. Gene Ontology annotation, cellular component: fungal-type vacuole membrane. The transcript has 7 exons. The record is from RefSeq and is a predicted model, not a curated record. Bases 1 to 2424 code for a protein of 807 amino acids. Lineage: Eukaryota; Fungi; Ascomycota; Eurotiomycetes; Eurotiales; Aspergillaceae. Gene Ontology annotation, molecular function: transmembrane transporter activity.
AUGGCCAACAAUGAGACUGCGGUUGCGCCCUCCAUCGACAGUGCUACCACCAUGCCCGUUCUGGGUGUCCAUGAAAACAACGACCCAGAGAAAGGACUCGCACCGCCAGAAAAAGAUGAACAAUCUUCUGAGAAAUUAAUUGCUGCCGGCCCAGCACCAGGAACUUCGGUGAUUGGUCCACCACCUGAUGGAGGUGCGCAGGCAUGGCUGGUUGUCCUAGGAGCCUUCUGUGGUUUAUUCGUCAGCUUCGGCUGGAUCAACUGCAUCGGAGUCUUCCAAGAUUACUACCAAGCUCACCAAUUGAGCCACUUCUCCACUAGCACAGUAACAUGGAUCACAUCGCUGGAGACUUUCAUGAUGUUCUUUUGCGGCCCAGUAUUCGGAACUAUAUUUGACAGCUAUGGCCCACGCUGGAUCCUCCUCAUCGGCACAGUCCUCCACGUCUUCGGCCUAAUGAUGGCUUCCCUUUCAACUGAGUACUACCAAUUCAUUCUCGCUCAAGGAAUCUGCAGCCCAAUCGGCGCAAGCGCCAUCUUCAACGCCUCCGUCAACUCCGUCAGCACCUGGUUCGCCAAGCGUCGUGGUUUCGCCCUCGGCGUAACAGCCUCUGGGUCCAGUCUGGGCGGAGUCAUCUUCCCAAUCAUGGUCACCCAGCUGAUUCCCAAAGUCGGAUUCCCCUGGGCGAUGAGGAUCUGCGCUUUCCUCAUCUUGUUCAUGUUGGGUAUCGCCAACCUCACGCUGAAGUCCAGAUUACCGCAUCGCCCGAAGCCAUUUGAUAUCCUGGGUUUCCUGAGGCCAUUGGCUGAGCUCAAGUUCGCACUCACGCUUGCUGCUGCCUUUUGCUUCUUCUGGGGCAUGUUCGUGCCGUUCACUUUUGUUAUUACCCAGGCACAGAGAUAUGGCAUGUCUGCCAAUCUGGCUGGGUAUCUGAUUCCGAUUUUGAAUGCGUCUAGUAUCUUCGGUCGCACCCUCCCAGGUUAUCUCGCCGACAAAGUCGGCCGCUACAACAUGAUGGUUCUAACGACUUUCUUCUCGGCAAUCCUCGUCCUAGCCCUCUGGCUACCGUCGAGAGGCAAUAUCCCAGCAAUUUUGUUCAGCGCCCUAUACGGCUUCGGCUCUGGUGCGUUUGUCUCACUUGCACCGGCUCUUAUAGCGCAGAUCUCCGAUCUUCGCCAGGUGGGCGUGCGCAACGGCACUUUCUUUGCUGUCAUCUCGUUUGCGGCGUUGACUGGUACUCCUAUUGGCGGUGCUCUGGUCCCCGAUGUUCUCCAUGGUGAUUAUACUCGGCUACAGAUAUUCUGUGGUGUUGUUAUGACUGUUGGGUCGACUUUGUUUGUCUUUGCCAGGGGGGCUGUUGGAGCUCCCAUGUCCCAUGUUGUCCAUAUUCCUCAGUGCAAAGGAAACAUCUAUCCCAACAUGGCUUCAAUCUUCGCAUGGUUAUACGAUUACUUGCAGGCCGUGAGGGGCACGAAUACCACAUUCCUCACAGACAAACACGUCCCCGGCGCCAAUCUGACAGGCAAAUGGAUUAUCAUAUCCGGAUCUAACAACGGCGUUGGCUUCGAAGCAGCAAAGUCUUUCGCAUCAUGGGGCGCAAACCUAAUUCUCGCCUGCCGCGAGCCACCCGCGUGGGAAUUACAUCCAACAGCUGCUGUGGAUGAAUGCAAAGCCCUCGCCGCCGCGAGCGGCCAUUCAUCCACUAUCGAAUGGUGGCAGAUCGAUAUGGCAGAUCUCAGCAGCAUCGAGGCUUUCUGUCAAAGAUGGCUAGAAUGCGACCGUACUUUGGAUAUCCUAUGUAACAACGCCGGCAUUCCAGAAUCUACCAAGCAAACCUAUAUGACGAAGGAUGGUUUCCAGCUAGUUCAUCAGGUCAACUUAUUAUCCCAUGUACUACUUACCCUACGACUCCUACCAUCUCUAGCUCGCAGUGCCGAGCCUCGAGUCAUAUGCACAACCUCAUGUUACCACCAUCUAGGAGUCUUCGAUCUGGACCAUUUCAAUGGUGGACCGGGCCAGAAGGGCCGAGAUUAUCAAAACAACAAACUUUACUUCCAAAUGUGGAUUGCAGAGCUACAAUCUCGACUUCUCAAGAACCCCGAGUACCUCCACAUCACAAUGAACGGCGUCCAUCCUGGUUUUGUGGCUUCGGGUAUUUGGCACGGUCUUCAGAACACGGGCAAGGCCCCGGGCGGACUCAACUUUCUUUUGCGCUAUGUCGCUAUCACGUCGCAGCAGGGUGGGUUAGCUAUUUCUCAUGCCGCUACUGCUUCGGAGUUUGGGCCGGAUCCGAGGAAGCAGGGUGUUGGCGCGGAAAACGGGCGUGGUGGAGGGAGGGACACAGAGGCUAGGUCGAGAUUGUGGAUUAAACUGGAUGAGGAGCUCGGGUUACAAGAGAAGGGUCUUUUGACGGGUUUGGGUAUUUAA